AUGGUGAAAGGUAAUGUUAUAGUGGUCUCAAAUAGAAUUCCAGUCACUAUUAAGAAGACUGAAGAUGAUGAGAAUGGGAAUCCAAAAUACGAUUAUACUAUGUCCUCAGGCGGAUUGGUGACCGCAUUACAAGGGCUUAAGAAUCCUUUUCGAUGGUUUGGAUGGCCUGGAAUGUCUGUUGAUAGCGAACCGGGAAGAGAAACUGUUGAGCGAGAUCUGAAAGAAAAGUUCAAUUGUUAUCCUAUUUGGUUGAGUGACGAAAUUGCAGACUUACACUAUAAUGGUUUCAGCAAUUCUAUACUCUGGCCAUUGUUCCAUUAUCACCCUGGAGAGAUGAACUUUGAUGAAAUCGCAUGGGCCGCUUACCUGGAAGCCAACAAACUAUUUUGUCAAACAAUCUUAAAAGAGAUAAAAGAUGGGGAUGUCAUCUGGGUUCAUGAUUAUCACCUCAUGCUCUUACCUUCAUUGUUAAGAGAACAACUAAAUAAAAAAGGAUUACCAAAUGUCAAGAUUGGGUUUUUCCUUCACACCCCUUUUCCUUCUAGCGAGAUUUACAGGAUUCUUCCUGUGAGAAAAGAAAUACUCGAGGGAGUUCUAAGUUGUGACUUGAUAGGUUUCCACACCUAUGAUUAUGUCCGUCAUUUUCUCAGUUCCGUUGAAAGGAUAUUGAAAUUGCGAACGAGUCCACAGGGUGUUGUCUACAAUGACAGACAAGUGACUGUCAGUGCUUAUCCGAUUGGCAUUGACGUUGACAAAUUCCUGAAUGGUCUUAGGACUGACGAGGUCAAAAGCAGAAUAAAACAACUGGAAUCAAAAUUUGGCCAAGAUUGUAAGCUCAUUGUUGGGGUGGACAGGUUGGAUUAUAUCAAAGGUGUACCUCAAAAACUUCACGCAUUUGAGAUCUUUCUGGAAAGACAUCCUGAGUGGAUUGGGAAAGUCGUCUUGAUACAAGUUGCAGUUCCCUCAAGAGGGGACGUUGAAGAGUAUCAGUCUCUGAGAGCAGCUGUUAAUGAACUAGUGGGAAGAAUCAAUGGUAGAUUCGGUACGGUCGAAUUUGUUCCAAUCCACUUUCUUCAUAAAAGCGUGAACUUCCAAGAGUUGAUAUCUGUUUAUGCUGCUAGUGAUGUUUGUGUGGUGUCAUCGACGCGUGAUGGAAUGAAUUUGGUUAGUUACGAGUACAUUGCUUGUCAACAAGAGCGAAAGGGCUCUUUAGUUCUAAGUGAAUUUGCAGGAGCUGCUCAGUCCUUGAACGGAGCUCUCGUAGUGAAUCCCUGGAAUACAGAAGAACUUAGCGAAGCCAUUUAUGAAGGCUUGAUCAUGAGUGAAGAGAAGAGGAUGGGCAAUUUUCAGAAGAUGUUCAAGUACAUUGAGAAGUAUACUGCAAGUUACUGGGGAGAGAAUUUUGUGAAGGAGUUGACAAGAGUUUGA
This is a messenger RNA of Ogataea angusta, 1428 nucleotides long. RefSeq lists its product as uncharacterized. Gene Ontology annotation, biological process: trehalose biosynthetic process; cellular response to heat. The record is from RefSeq and is a predicted model, not a curated record. NCBI's taxonomy places the organism in Eukaryota, Fungi, Ascomycota, Pichiomycetes, Pichiales, Pichiaceae. The coding region runs from base 1 to 1428 and encodes 475 amino acids. Gene Ontology annotation, cellular component: alpha,alpha-trehalose-phosphate synthase complex (UDP-forming); cytosol. The transcript has a single exon. Gene Ontology annotation, molecular function: alpha,alpha-trehalose-phosphate synthase (UDP-forming) activity.